GCUGCAAGUGCGCCAGCAUUGAUCUCUUAAUCACACGACCAGCAAGACUAUCUAACCUGGCAUGAAUUGCGAAGGUAUGAUGCGCUCUUCUGCUUCUCGUGGCAGCUGUGUCUCAACCUUAUUCAAUGCUGCCUAAUUUUCCUCAUCUACUCGUAGUUCGAGCCUUGUACUAAAUCUUUUGUUCCUGCAUUUCAACAUGCUCUGCGCGUACUCGACACCCCGACGGUAUUGACAUCAUCAUCAUCAUUGCGUCUAAACGAUAUGCUUCCCAGAUUUUCAGUCCUUCUACUGCUGUCGCAAGCGGUAGCUGGCGCGUUGCCGCUACCGCCUGAUACCGUACAGCAACCUCUAUACGCACAAGUCAACGAGCCUCCCAAUGGCAUCUCAGUUCCAUUCUUCGCAUCGGUUGAACGCCUCGCUCGCUUGGUGGACAUUGCAUAUUGUGUUGGCACUACGGGACUCUCACGUCCAUUCGAAUGCGCAUCGCGCUGCAAGGACUUCCCCACACUCGACCUUGUGACGACUUGGAACACAGGCGUCUUGAUGAGCGACAGCUGCGGCUACAUAGCGGUUGAUCACGGUGCCAACCUACAACCUGAACCUACUGCGAAAGUGUACGGAAGCGACGUGUCGGCUGUGGAUAAGAAGCAUGGCGCCAUCAUCGUCGCUUUCCGUGGGACAUACAGCAUCACGAACACAGUUGUGGAUCUCAGCACUGUUCCUCAGGAAUACGUCCCAUACCCGUCGCCGGACGACGGAGGAGAUCAGCCGCCAGGGGAUCCCAAACACAACUGCGAUAACUGCACUGUUCACAUGGGUUUCUUGGCCUCGUGGAAGAUUGCUCGGGAGGACGUCCUGCCUACUUUGAAGCCGCUGCGCACCAAAUACCCCGAUUACCCGAUCUAUUUGGUGGGACAUAGUCUGGGUGGCGCUGUAGCUGCAUUGGCUGCUCUGGAGAUGAAUGUUGCUCUUGGCUGGGACAACCUGGUGGUGACCACGUUUGGGGAGCCGAGAGUUGGCAAUGAGGGAUUUGUUCGGUUUCUCAACGGAGUCUUCGACCUGGCAGGCGAGAGCACAGAUGUUGAAAAACAGACGUAUCGGCGAUUGACUCAUGUUGACGACCCCGUACCCCUUCUACCGCUCUCCGAAUGGGGAUUCAGAUCGCACGCAGGCGAGAUAUUCAUCUCCAAAUCCGAUUUGUCUCCGUCUCCCGAAGACAUUUGGUCUUGUGUGGGAGAUUAUGACCCAAAUUGUAUUGCCGGGUCCGAAGGGGAGACGCUCUCGGUGACACGUCAUGUCAUUGCUGCCAGAGACCCUCAGUCGUCUCUCUGGUCCUCUUGGAUUCGCAAGUUCUGGGGCUUCCCAUCGCGGCUGAAGCUUUGGCAACUCCUCUUCGCUCAUCGUGAUUACUUCUGGCGCCUGGGAGUUUGCGUUCCGGGCGGUGAUCCCCUUGAUUGGGGCAGAGAUAGAUAUCCCAACAUUAGUUCAAACGAUGAAUUAUAGGGCAAGGGCUUGGAAAUUGGAAGGAAAAGGCCACAUACAAGCCCAAGGAUCGUGUUAGGACAAGUUGCCAAGGUCUUCUUUAAGCUUUCAUUCGAGCAUGACUUUCGUCUUUGGCUUAAAAGAAUGGAAUAACUACUAUUCAGUCGUCAGUUGAGAAUGACAAAAACAAGGAGUUAUUGUUGCAUAGUGUAUAAUAACUAACGUACAUAUCAUGUUUCAAGUUACAGAUUUUAUCCCGCCU
Molecule: messenger RNA, 1744 nt
Organism: Pseudomassariella vexata
Lineage: Eukaryota; Fungi; Ascomycota; Sordariomycetes; Amphisphaeriales; Pseudomassariaceae
Product: Alpha/Beta hydrolase protein
Exons: 1
Coding region: 262-1503 (413 amino acids)
Biological process (GO): lipid metabolic process
Source: RefSeq, a predicted model, not a curated record